AUGUAUUUGGGCAGGCGAUCGGGAUUGGCAAGACCAAAUGUGCGGAUAGGGGUUGGUGUGGAUGACAUGGUUUCAGUUCAGAGCAGCUGCCCCUUCCUUUCCCCCCUUCCGUCACGUGGGGAACCCCCUUCUCCCAAAUCAGCCGUCACAGCAGCUACAGCUACGCGCGCGAAAGCGGCGCCCCUGCGCAAGCAGUACAUAGUGCACCUGGCGGCGGUGCCGCCGGUGCUCAACUACCGCGGCGGCGUGGCGGGGCUGGCCGCGACCGCGCCAGAGCUAGACGACAACGACCCCGAGAGCAGCCCCACGGACGCGGACGACAACGAUAGCGCUCCGGUUGAUAGUCCACGUGGCGGUUCGGAUGGCGGUUCAUUUGACGCCGGUUCGGGUGUCUCAGGCAACAUUCCUGGGGGAGGAGGAACCGCGGGAGUUCCUUUCCCAGCUGGCGGCGCUACCGCCGGUGACGCUACAGCCGGCGGCGCUACAACCGACGAUUCUACUACAGCUGGCGACAGCAGCGCUACAAAUGUCACGCUUGCAGCGGCGACGCUUCAAGGGCUCGUCGCGGCCCGACUCGCGACCGCUAGUAGCACAUCCGCAGUGCCUCCUCGCUUCGCUGCAAUCACAAAAUCGAGUUUCGAGGCUCCUCGGAAAGCGAUACGGCGGCUUGUGGAUCGAAUCAAGCGACGCGCAGACGUGCGGCGGGCGAACGUGAAAGCUUUCGUCAACUUUCUGCAGGACUCGCAGCGGCAGUUUUUGCGAAAGAACAACAUUUCGCCGUCGCGGAUGUUCCAGAGCUACACGUACACGGCAAAUGGGUUCGCUGUAUCGCUGACGGACGCGGAAGCGAAACGGCUGAAGCACCAUCCCGCCGUGGCGUGGAUCGAAGAAGACAAACCGGUUCGCCCGCGCACUGUAGACUCGUCAACUUUCUUGAAGUUGCCGACGAGCCUGUGGGCUGCAAACGGGGGGCAGAGCCGCGCGGGCGAGGAUGUGAUUAUAGGCGUGGUGGAUUCAGGAAUUUGGCCGGAACACCCUUCUUUUGCAAACACGUCUGCGGACCCCUACGGCCCGGUUCCGGACCGCUGGUUCGGCGGGUGUGCAGCAACGGCGGAUUUCCCACCCUCGCUCUGCAACGGCAAGCUUAAAGCGACGCCUGCAGACCCCUACGGCCCGGUCCCGGACCGCUGGUUGGGCGGGUGUACAGCAACAGCGGACUUCCCAGCCUCGCUCUGCAACGGCAAGAUUAUCGGCGCAAAGUUCUUCAACAGCGGGUUCCUGGAGGACGAGAUGCUCGUGGAACCAUACGACUUUUCGUCCGCCCGGGAUGGAGACGGGCUCGGCACGUGGUGUGCAGGAGCGGCAGCGGGGAACGCCAACGUGAGUGUGGAGAUGAGCGGGCGAAGGUACGGGGCAGUGAGCGGCGUGGCGCCGCGUGCGCGCAUCGCUGUAUACAAGGCGCUGUGGGUGGACCCGUUGAGGAGAGGCUCGUUGGUCGGCUUCGGCACCGACAUACGAGCCGCCGUUGACGCCGCUGUGGCGGAUGGCGUCGACGUGCUCUCUCUCACUUUGGGGAGCAUAGCGUCCGAUUAUUUCUCAGAUAUUCACAGCAUGAAUGCGGCUAAGGCGGGUGUGUUUGUGGUGAUGUCAGCAGGCAACAAUGGGCCUCCCUCUCCUAAGCGUGAUCUGGGGACGAUCGUCAACGUUGCUCCUUGGUACCUGACAGUGGGAGCAACCACCAUCGGUCGGCAGUUCUUGGCCAAGCUGACUCUGGGGAACGGCGUGGAGCUGAGGGGAGUGAGCUUUGGGGGCACGGCACAGACGGUCAAUAAAGUGCUGCUGCCCGCUUCUGCUGCUGUCAGAGCAGGCGCGUCUGCUGCUGAU
This is a messenger RNA of Closterium sp. Naga37s-1, 1884 nucleotides long. The record is from the annotation of a GenBank genome assembly. Lineage: Eukaryota; Viridiplantae; Streptophyta; Zygnematophyceae; Desmidiales; Closteriaceae.